Molecule: messenger RNA, 721 nt
Organism: Heterobilharzia americana
Lineage: Eukaryota; Metazoa; Platyhelminthes; Trematoda; Strigeidida; Schistosomatidae
Source: the annotation of a GenBank genome assembly
UGACACAAUCGCACAUGUUGUUUUUAGUCAUUAUUGCGCUAGUCUACCCUCGUAUCUGGACAUUGGAAGCAGAAGCCAACAAGACUGAAGCAUUCGUCAAUACGACAGGCGAGAACACCGAAACACACGAAACACUUAAUAAUGCAACUGAACCACGAACACAUCCACAAUUACUACAGGCGCAGCUUACCGUGUUACAGUGUUUCCGGUUGUAUAGUGAAAGAAGUCAGCGAGGUUAUUGGUCUGAUAUGUGUGACAGUAAUGAAGCGCUGUCACCAUAUCACGUGUGGUUUACUGAAUCUGUAUGUGCACCUGGAGCCAUGCGAUAUGCGAAUCCAAACUAUUGGUUGGUAUAUGAGCGCUCCAACUUUCAUGGCCGAUAUCUUCUCCUCAGUCCUGGCCAGUGUAUUUCCAAUGUACGCCAGUAUAGAAUGCAGUCAGUUGGCUCGAUUCUCAAAUGCAUACAAUCUUCGCCAUAUGAUCUCAAUCUCUACUGUCAGUAUCCAUCACAACCAUGGAGACAGUAUCGUGGCUUGUCUGUUAGUGAAGCAGGUCAACUGACACGCAAUCAACCAUCAACACCAUCAUUUCAACUCGGGGCACAACAAACACCGAUGAGCAAUAUCAAAUUGUCCGAUAUACAAAGAGGCAGUGAGAAUAUGAAGAACACAAACAAGUAAAUUUCUCUUCUAAAUAAAAUUGCGCAUUAUUCGGAUUAAAA